AUGAGGACUGCGAGCUCAGCGAUACCUCAUGACUUUGUCCUCGGUACCGCUCCGCAUCUUGUGCAUCAAUUUACGCCCUACUAUUACUUUGAAAACGAGCAGCAGAGCGUUCGGUUUCAGUGUGCUGCCCGCCAAAAGCAGUUAUUGCAAACAUUUGAGACUCACCGUAUCAAAACACACGAUGACGAAAUCUCACAUGGUCAACAGCUGAAAGUGUGGCAAAAACCAGGAGAAUUGACAAUUUCGAUCACCUUCUUUGUGCACAAGGGCGAAGUCGAACCGAAACAACACUAUGAACUCGAGCUGAAGUGGUUCAAGCAGGACAUAAAGCGGAGCGGAGACAAGGGAUUGAUUAUGACGUUCUACACGCGCAAAGAUGAACGUCGGGGAUCAAGCGACAAUGCAGGCAUUAUAAGGAACAUGUUCCAGCGUAGACCUUCGGAGAAUCGUCGUAUCUCAAUACAUUCAAGGUCAUCAUCGAACUCGUCCAAUCAUCGAGCUCUUCCUGAUGGGAAUAGGAUGGUCACGCCGCACAAGGCCUUCUCGGAUUGGAGAUCUCUCUUGGUGGAAUUUGAGCGUGAAAUCGACGUCGAACAGUUCCUAGCUGUCUGUCACGAUCCAGGGAGGGCUCCAGAACCUCGUGUUCCGGAAUCGCAUUGGAAAGUCAGUCACGGUUUCGAGGAGACCGUGCACUUCUUGAAGCCUGUAUCAGGCUCGUUUAAAGCUGGCCAAUGGUUCACCGGCUUGCACAGUCUGAGAAAACGUUACUUUCCGCAUGGCCUCGAUGACGCGGUGCGAGUUAACAUCGCCGUCUUGGACACCGGUAUCGACAAUACCAACCCCGACAUAACGGAGAUGUGGGGGAAGCGAGCGCCACCCACCAGAAGAUAUCGCAACUUCCUGAACGAUGCUUCCGUUGCCGGUCAGCUAGGGAUAGAGCCCUGGACAAAAUCCAAGGUGGAUGAGCUCGUCGGACAGCUGCGACAGCGUCAUAGAGACUUGCCGCAGGAUGAUACUGGCCAUGGCACUCAUGUGGCAGGCAUCAUCAUGCAAUUGUACCCAGAGGCUAAUCUGUUCAUUGGCAGAGUCAUUGAGGAAAACGUUGUUAGGGAGGAAGAAGCGACGCGGGCAGCUGCUAGGAGGCUCGCACUGGCCAUAUUAUUCUCUGCCGAAGUGUGGAAGGUCAAGAUCAUAUCAUUGUCCAUAGGCUUCCGCAAAGCCUUCUUAAGGGACGACGAAAAGGCUAUUGUCCGAAAUGCUCUCAAAUAUGUCAUGGACACCCACCCGGGAGUGAUCGUCUUCGCCGCCGCAUCCAAUGAGGGAAACAGAGACAGGAUCCUCUUCCCGGCGAGUGAGGAUAGGGUGUUCUGCGUAAACUCCUCUAACGGCGACGGUAAAGCCUCUGAAUUCAACCCACCGCACCAAGAACGCCACGAGAACUUCAGCAUCUUGGGUGAGGGCGUAAGUUCAACUUGUCUUCAGCACAACAACACAGGCACAGGUGGCAGGUUGAUAGCUUCGUGGGCAGUCCGAAGUGGAACGUCAGUCGCCACACCAAUAGCAGCGUCGGUCGCAGCCAUCAUCCUCCAUUUCGGACGUCAGUGGGCACCGGAUAACCACAAAAAUCUCGAAACCCGUCGUGGAAUCAAGCGAGUACUAGAAAGCAUGGCGCCUCUUGAAAAUCGAGAUGGGUUUUACGAUAUUGUCCCGUGGAUGAGUGGGGUGUUCGUAGAGAACAACGACUUUCGGGACCCAAACGAGUCCAUUGCAACGGCAACGGAAAGGCUAAGGGAUGUAUUAGACUAA
Messenger RNA from Didymosphaeria variabile, 1806 nucleotides. RefSeq lists its product as uncharacterized. Gene Ontology annotation, biological process: proteolysis. Lineage: Eukaryota; Fungi; Ascomycota; Dothideomycetes; Pleosporales; Didymosphaeriaceae. Gene Ontology annotation, molecular function: serine-type endopeptidase activity. The record is from RefSeq and is a predicted model, not a curated record. The coding region runs from base 1 to 1806 and encodes 601 amino acids. The transcript is spliced from 4 exons.